AUGAUCAGACAAGGCAUUAAUAUAAGGUAUAGUAAAACAAUUUUUAACAUUAUGAGCCUCAACAAAAAUAUUAUCUAUUACAGUUGCUGUGAGGCCUUGAAUUCUGGUAGGAAAAUCAACAGUACCGUAGAAUGGGGUGAAUAGAAACAGUGGGGUGAAUAGAAACAAAACUUCAUAAUCAUGGUAUUGCUUUGAAUAUUAUACAUUUAUAUUGAAUUUUAAUUGAACUAUUAUUGCUUUUGUGUUGGCAACACUUUAGACUAACAAGAAAAUUAUGGUUUGAUUGUGUGGCAGCACUGUAGGUUGAUGUUUACCCUAGUGUGUCUCUUGAAAGUUUUAAAGAUGUUUUCCGACCUACUUUGAACUUCUCUGAGUUGCUGUUUAAAUAUGCCACGGAAGUACAAACCCAUUGUCGGAGGCGGUUACAAAAAACACAGCCCUGAUCAUAUAAAAAAUGCCCUCUCUGACAUUGAAUCUGGCAUUAGCCUGCGGAAAGCAGCUGAAAAACAUGGGAUUCAUUAUAGUGUACUAUACAGACACGUAAAAAGAGGCCCCGACAUUAAACAUCAGGGUGGACAAACUGCCUUGUCUUUUGAAGAAGAGAAUUUGUUUGUAGAUAGAUUGAAAAUAUGCAGCGAAUGGGGCUAUCCUAUCGACUCUACAACCUUAAGACUACUAGUAAAGGACUUUCUGGAUAGUAGGGGGAAGGAAGUAAAAAGAUUUAAGAAUAAUCUUCCCGGUCGUGAUUUUGUGGUAUCAUUUAUAAGACGACACAAAGAUCAAUUGGCAGUGCGAAUGUGCCAAAACAUUAAACGCUCCAGAGCCGGUGUAACACCAGAAACCAUCAACAGUUACUUUGAUGAAUUGUCAAAUGAAAUAGAGAAUGUGCCACCAUCUAACAUAAUAAAUUAUGACGAGACGAACCUUACGGACGAUCCAGGAAAACGAAAGAUAAUCACACGGAGGGGAACUAAAUAUCCUGAAAGGAUCAUGAACUCAUCAAAGGCAUCAACUUCUGUGAUGUUUGCUGCCGCUGCAGAUGGCACUAUACUACCCCCUUAUGUUGUGUAUAAGGCUUUGCAUUUAUAUCAAACCUGGACUGAAGGUGGGCCAAAACAUGCAAGAUAUAAUCGGACGAAAUCUGGCUGGUUCGAUUCGUUCUGCUUCGAGGACUGGGUCCUUACAGUUGCUAUCCCAUAUUUGAAAAAGCUAGACGGGAAGAAAUUUCUCAUUGGAGACAAUUUAUCUUCGCAUCUGUCAUUAGAAUCGGUUAAGCUGUGUCAAGAUAAUGACAUAAGAUUUAUAUUUCUACCAGCAAAUUCAACACACUUAACACAGCCGCUGGACGUGGCAUUUUUUCGGCCUCUUAAAACUACUUGGCGCCAAAUAUUAGAGGAAUGGAAGAAAGGCCCAGGAAGAAAUGAGGCAACAGUUCCUAAGGAUAAAUUUCCUCUGCUUUUGAAAAAGUUGUGUGUCUCCUUGAAGGAAAAAAAUGUUAUUGCAGGUUUCAGGAAAUGCGGGAUCGUGCCCUUAAACCGCAAUAAUGUGUUGUCAAUGCUCCCAGGUACUGGAAUAGACCAAAACCAGGCUAUGAUAAACCUUGAAGAAUCCACUAAUGCUGUUGACAAGAUCUUUAAGGAACUCCUUCAAAGUCUUAGGCAAGACCAGACUCCUAAACCAAAGAAAAAAAGGACAAAAGUAAAGGUCCAGCCCGGCAGAAGUGUUACCGUUGAUGACUUUGAGGAAGUGGAUGGGGAGAAUGUAACCCUCCAUACUUCACUUCACAGUGACCCAAGCCCUUGUACAUCGAAACAGGCCAAGCCAAUGAAAAGAAAUGCCAAGAAAAACAGAAAAUUUCUUGAUUCAUCAUCAGAGGAUGAUUGUGCCUACUCAGUGCAGGACAGCGAUGAUGACCUAAUUUUGAUAUCUUCAAAUUCUUCUGAUCAAGAUGAAAACACUGGUAUCUCCAUAAGCCAAGGUGAUUACAUGGUGGUCAAAAUAUAUGGAAAAACAAAAACAUCGUUUAGAUAUUAUGUCUGUAAAGUUAGUUACCUUAUGGACAAUGGUUUUGUUGGGACAUUUUUAAAAAGAGUUCCACAAACCAAAAAGUUCACAAUGACUGAAGAAGAAUCUUUUGUUUCGAAAAACGAUGUUUUCCGAAAACUGUCGUCACCAGUUCUCAAUUCAGGUGCUCGUUUUAAAGACAUGCUAUGUUUUGAGGAUGACCUGACUGAUUUAACAGUUUAUUAAUGCUUCAGCCCAUUGGUCAUGGUAGAGAGUUUUGUUUUGUUCUGUUUGUACAUAUGUGACAACACCAUUUUUGUUAAUUUUUCUCACUUUUUACAGUAAUAAACCAUUAUAUUGUGAAAUAACAUUUUAUCUACUUAUUUCCUAAUAGAAAAAUAUAUAUUUAAUUGUUUCUAUUCACCCCACUUUGGUUUAAAAAGAAACAACCAUGGUUUAUAACUAUUGUUUCUAUUCACCCCUUUCUGUGGGGUGAUUAGAAACACCAUGUUAUUAUUUUUUUUAAUUUUAUUGAAACAAAAAUAUUUACUAAUAAUAUCAUACAGUGAUAGGGGCACUAUAGACCUGAGUUUUGUAUAUUAUUUUUUUGUUUUCAACUAACAAAAAAUAAGUAAAUUUUUAAUCCAAAGUUCAAAUUUGUUUCUAUUCACCCCGUUUUACGGUAGCUGACGCAAAAAAUGCUUGAAUUGAAUAAUUUUAUCUUCAUUCUCAAUCAAGAAAAAAAAAUGUUUUACAAUAAGCAUUUAAAAGUGAAGUUCUACUCAGCAAUAAACAAGAAAAAUUUAAGUUUUAAAAAUAAGUACUUAAAAAAAACACUUAUUGAACAUGGACCAUUGCAGCGAGAUUUUUAUUAAAAAUUUUAAUUCAUAGGGAUCAAACUAAGGAUUGUCCGAACAUAACACAUUAUUCCAAUGAAAGCUAAAGCUAUC
Molecule: messenger RNA, 2954 nt
Organism: Bacillus rossius redtenbacheri
Lineage: Eukaryota; Metazoa; Arthropoda; Insecta; Phasmatodea; Bacillidae
Exons: 3
Coding region: 388-2250 (620 amino acids)
Cellular component (GO): nucleus
Molecular function (GO): DNA binding
Source: RefSeq, a predicted model, not a curated record